CAACUCCCCACCUCUUCUAUUCUGACCCUCUUUUUUACUUUUCCCCCUUUGUUUUAUUGUUAAGUUGUCACAAUUUUUUGCCCUGCGAUUCUGUGAAGAAGCACCAACUCAUCGGUCUCAUCUCGGGUUCUUCUUCCUCUUCCUCCUUUACCCCCCGCCCGCGCCCGCGCAACUCGCCACGAGUGAGGAAUCAACUGUCAACCUCCCCUUCCCCACUCAUCCUUCCAAUUCUUGAAUAACAACAUAGCUUGGGCCCGAGCGAGUCAUGGCGCAGAUCCGCGGCACUGCCGGAUACAAUCUGGGUCACAGCAACCCGUUUGUCGGUCCCGGUCGGGCUGACGCUACAAAUGACCCGAGUCCCUUGGAUGCGAUCCGUGAGCAGACCAGCAAGAUCGAAGACUGGUUGGAGACCAUUUCAGACCCGAUCAAGCCAUAUCUUCCCGCAAUUGGCCGUUUCUUGAUUGUUGUUACCUUCCUCGAAGAUUCUCUGCGCAUAUUGACACAAUGGGGCGACCAGCUCUCGUAUUUGCACGAAUUCCGAUCCUUCCCACGAGGAAUUUCUCAUAUCUUCCUUCUCCUGAACGUUAUUGCCAUGUUGGUUUGUUCCGUCUUUGUUAUUGCCCGUAAACAUAGCGAAUACGCUGUCGCCGGUCUCCUUGGAGUUGUCGUUUCCCAAGCCCUCGGAUACGGUCUGGUCCUCGACUUGACCUUUUUCGUUCGAAACCUCAGCGUGAUCGGGGGUCUCCUCAUGGUGCUCUCAGACUCGUGGGUCCGCAAGAAGUUCGUCCCGGCCGGCCUGCCUCAGCUCGAAGAGAAGGACCGCAAGAUGUAUGUCCAGUUCGCGGGACGUGUGCUGCUUAUCUUCCUGUUCAUCGGCUUCAUUUUCUCCGGAUCGUGGGGCUUCUGGAGAAUUUUGGUCAGCAUCCUUGGAUUUGUCGCGUGUGUUAUGGUUGUCGUCGGCUUCAAGGCUAAGUGGAGUGCCACGAUUUUGGUCGUGGUGCUCAGCAUUUUCAACAUCCUGGUGAACAACUUCUGGACACUUCAUUCCAAGCAUCCUCACAAGGACUUUGCCAAAUAUGACUUCUUCCAGACUCUCUCCAUCGUCGGCGGCCUCCUCCUCUUGGUUAACAUGGGUCCAGGACAGCUCAGCAUGGAUGAAAAGAAAAAAGUCUACUAAUUUAGCCCUUCCCCCAAGCACUACAACUGCACGCAUUGCAUUCACAUUACAUUCUAGUUGUCGUAUGAACUGUCACAAGAACAGUCCGGUUCUCCAAAACUGAGUUUGAAGAGCUGGAAUUGGAUCGCAAUGUGAUAUGAAGGAACUCUGCAUAGUUGCAUGAGCCUCGACACCCUCAAAACUCAUGUAUACCCCCCCCCUCUGGCGCACCAGCCAGCUUACCCCACAUUUCCCAUAUUCCAAUCCUUGGAUUGAAUCCAUCUGAUCUGAACUACAAGCAACCUCGAAAAAGAUCACCCUUUUCAACGUCUUUUUUUAUGGUGGUAUUAGCUGUCAUUGGAAUUUCAAAUAGUCUCUGGAAGCACAAAGCUUGCAGUUUUGAAUAACUACUUCAAUUCAGAUGCUAACAUUUCUUUUCUGCCUUUUUUUUUUUUUUUUUUUAACAAAAAAGCUCCCUUUCGGAUCUAGCAACUUUACGGUGUAUCGAAAACCUUCCAAUAGUGUAUUCUAUAGGCUUCCUUCACAUCCCAGUUCGCAUUCUUCGAUCAGGCAGUUUCUAUGUAAGAUUAAGGUCCGUCUCUCCACUGCCUGGGGAAGAAAAAAGCUGCUCGAUAUGUUUGGUUCAAGAAAAAAGAAAAAAAAGAGAAAUAUAAAAGACAGUUGCAAC
Molecule: messenger RNA, 1844 nt
Organism: Coccidioides immitis RS
Lineage: Eukaryota; Fungi; Ascomycota; Eurotiomycetes; Onygenales; Onygenaceae
Product: COPII-coated vesicle protein SurF4/Erv29
Exons: 5
Coding region: 266-1177 (303 amino acids)
Biological process (GO): Golgi organization
Cellular component (GO): membrane; endoplasmic reticulum-Golgi intermediate compartment; endoplasmic reticulum
Source: RefSeq, a predicted model, not a curated record